AUGGCGGACGAGAGCGCAGACGGGGAUUUGGAUCGGAGUGGCCAAGGCUGGGCGGACGAGGACACGUUUUACGCCAUGGAGAGUUUGCAGGCGACGCUGCAGCACCUCGAGGCCGCCCUGAGACAGCGGGACAUCUCGGAGGCCUCGUCCACCGAGUACUGCGACAAGUUCUGUGAGGCUCUUGCACACUACGCCGGGAAUCGGAACUCUAUAGAGCACGGACUCUCACUGCUGAAUGUCUACUCUCUGUCCAUCAACUGCUUUGCGUCAGCGAGGCCACACCUGACUGCCUGUUCAUCCAGCGUGGCCCUCGUGCUGAAGAGACUUGCGCUGAGCUGCUUUGAAUUGCUUCUGUCCGUACCUCAGAAUGAGAUCCCAAUAGAAGCUUGGCUGCAGUUUCACGGCUCUGUUCAGGCGGCGCAUGAAGCUAUGCUGGAGUACGGGAGCAUAGACUUACAGGCGCUGGUACAGAUCACUGGAGAGGGCGGGGCAUGGAGUAACCCCGCCCUCAUCGCCCUUCUCACUGAACAGCCCACAGAAGAGGAUGAAUUAAAUUCCUACCUGGGUCUGGAGGGAGGGGACUUUUUGGAGAUGAGGAUCAAGCACCUGGAGAAAGUAGGAGAGGUUGAGAAGGCUCUGAUCCUCACUAAAGCCUGUGCCAACUGCAUCUUGUUGCCCAAUCAUGCAACCUUCCGCCAAACGUAUGUCACACGGCUGUGUCAGCAACUGCCCAGUGAGGAGGCCAUUCUAGAGAUUUCCAGAUUGGAUGGCAAGGAUGUUUUGGAAAUCAUUUGCAAUAUGGAGACGGACGGUGGUGAGAACACAGCCUUCAUUCUUUGUACCACCUACUUGACACAGCAGCUGCAGAAAGGAAACCUUUACUGCUGCUGGGAGUUGACGCUGUUUUGGAGUAAGCUGCACAGGAGGCUUGAUGGUUCUUCGGAAUCGUUCCUAGAACGCUGCCUCCAGUUUGGAGCUAUUGCAAAGACUGCGUGCCAUCUGCUAUAUCUUAUUCGAGUAAUUCAGGCAGAGGUAAUGCACCAUGGUUUGGCAGUAUCUGUUGAGCUUUGUGUGAAAGCCCUUCAGCUUCCAAGGCAAGAGUAUCCAGAAACCAAAACUAGUGUCUGCAAAACUGUGGCUUCUCUCCUCCAGGGUGAUUUGGAGGUGCUGCGGGCAUGCCAGCUCACAGAAUUCUUUUUAAGCCCAUCUCCAGAGGUGUUUGUGGGCCUUGAGGAUCUUUACAAGCGUCCAGAUCAGAGGUAUGACGAGGAGAAUGAUGUAAUCCCUAAUUCACUACGCUGCGAACUACUGCUUGCACUCAAAGCCCUUUGGCCGUGUGACCCGGAGUUCUGGGACUGGAAGACUUUAAAGCACUACUGUAUGAAGCUGCUUGGGCUGGAACCUGAUGAAGAAGACAGCCCUGUGCUGGAACAUGCCCAUGAUGUGCUGACUGGGUUGAACAGAGAGGAGGAACAUUGUGUUGAAGAAGAAAAGCAUGAGGAUGAAAGGUGCAGCAGUUCUGAUGAGAAAGAUGAGGGGAUGUUGCAGCGAAAAAGCUCAAAAGUGCUUCUUUGGACUUCGGAAAGAUCCAAAAGAUGGCUUCAGUACAAAGUUCGUUGUGAGAUGUGCCAGAAGGAGGUGAUUGAGUCACGGUUGUGUCAUCAUGCAAGAAAGCACGUGGAGAAUGGCGUGUGGACGUGUCCCAUAUGCCUGCGAAAAUGCGCAAACAAAGAUGAGUUUGUGCCACAUUCUAGAGCACACCUCCAAAUGCCUGCGUACCAUCUGAAACGGAAGAAAGUUAAAAAUAAGAUAAGUGAACAAAAGCUGGAAACUGGUGAAUAUGACUUGGAACCUGGUGAGAUACACUUGGACCCAUCCUCUGGUGUGUUAGAGCAUGUCAUGGAGCCAACUGCCAUUGUGCCUAAUAAUGAUGUGGAAGCAGAUGAUGAUUACAUCACAUUUGAUUACAUCAGUACUCACUAUAAGUUACAAGAUCGUGAGGUUUAUGUAUGCCCUGCCACUGACUGUUCGAAAAAUUUCAAACUUUUCAAGUACCUGGGCGUUCACUUGAGGAAUGAUCACGAUGACGCAGACCCAAAUGUCAGGCAUUACAUUGAGAUGAGCAAUCGUCGAGAGAAGUGCACAUUCUGUCGGCGGACGUUUAUAACGGCCUAUCACAACCAGAAGCACCGGCGCAUACAUUACGGAGAUUGUCCUUACACGUGCGUAGUUGCAGGUUGCAAUGCUCGCUUUGAAUCAAUCAACAAACUCAUCAUGCACAAGCACAAACAUAGCUUUCGGCUGUCCUACCACUGCGAACUGAAUGGUUGUAGCCUUUCCUUCUGUGACCUGGGUCAACUGUACCACCAUGAGGCUCAGCAUUUCCGAGAUGCCGCGUACACCUGCACCAGCCCAGGCUGCAAGAAGUUUUACUACUCCCGUCAGGAAUUUCUGAACCACAUAAGCACCCAUGGUAUCACCUUCACAGAAAAGGACUUUGAAGCCCAGAGGAAAGCCAGAAGGAAACUUUUGCUGUCUGUUAUAAAGGAGGAGGACUGCUCAAAAGUAUCCUUUGGAUCAGAAGGGGAAUGUUUAAAUGGUGAACAAUCAAACCUGUCAUCAUCACAGCACUUGGAAAGCAAAGACUCCAAGGGUUUAGUGACUUGUGUAGCUGUAUGUUUUGAUGGUAAAAAAUUUACAUGUGGCUUCGAAAAAUGUGGAAGGACAUUCAGCAAAGCCAGAGAGAUCCAAAAGCACUUGAAAAUUGUCCAUCCUGGCCAGUUUCAAAAAGAAAAUAUAGUAUGCAAAACAAUGGAAAAUGAAAAGCACUCAAAGGCUAAGCCUGUCAAAGAGUAUAAUGGUCAAGAACAGACAACAGAUUCUGCACUGUGUGAUCAAACGCCUUCAGCACAUAGUAGUCAUGUAUGUCACACUGAACUGGCUGGUGCAUUGGCUGAAAUUGUGCUUGGACUUGAUCAGCUGAGUCUUGAUUCUACCACACCUAGAAAUAUAAAUCGUAGUUCACAUGCUUCAGGAUCUAAAGUGCUACAGAUGACCUGUCCUAAAACUGUGAAUGCUAUAUCGCAAACCAAAGGAACAGCAAGCAACGUUGAGUUUCCCCAAGCAGCCGCCGAUGUGGUAAGACAGCGGUUAAGGUGUCCACCACCUCACAAGGCAGAAUCGCCACCCACGUCGGUUAAGAAUCCCUCUUUUAACGGCAAUAAACCGGAAAACAACCUGCACAUAAACAAACCUUUUACUUGUGAAGUUGAAGGCUGCUUCUACAAAAGUGUUACUAGCCAUGCACUGAUGCAGCACUAUAUCAAAAAGCACGACUACACCGAUGAGAAGGUGAAACAGAUGGACAUUUUUAACCCACUCAAGUUCAAGCCUUUUAAGUGCCACCUUUGCUCUAGGGAUUACAAAGAAAAGAAAGAGUUGAAGGCCCAUUUGCUGCAGAAACAUAGUCUGAGCAAAGAUGUGGCAGAACAAGUUAUCUGCUCUUUUGCUAGGAAGGUGGAUGAUUCUCUGCCUUUUGCUCUAAAAACACUGGAGGUUCAAACUGACACAAAGGACAUGCCUACUGGAAAGAACAGCCUUGUGAAUGGAGACCAUUGUGUAUGGAAGGGCACCACUGAGACAAAUAAUGGCGCAAUUAUGUCUGAACACAAGAGUUUGAGGGGUAACAACAUUUCAUCACAAAAAGCAACCGCUGAGGCUAAACCAGACAUAGGUGGAGCCUCACCGAACCGGAGGGUUAGUAAACGUUUGAUGACAAAAGUAAAACCAGAAGAAGACAAACCCUAUUUGUGUCUACAUAAGGGCUGUGGUGCUGGCUAUACAAAGAAGUUCAGCCUUCUGCACCAUCUACAAGUUGUACAUUACCACCGCUCCAAUCUUUGCUGGCAAAAGACUUUCCCUUGUAAGCAUGAUGGGUGUAAUAAGCGGUUUAAUCACGUAUCCAGUCUGAACAGACAUUACCGCAAACGCCACCCAGUACCCGAGGAUCCCAUUCCGAGAUUCAAGUGUACCUAUCCCAAGUGCAAUGCAACCUACCACCUGAAGAGCAGCCUUAUACGCCACACCAAUCAAAUGCACCAGAAUCAGACUCCAUUGAAGUCCACGACUCCAUCUUCUGUCUGCAAGUUUAAAGAUGUCUACAGGCGCUCUGACAACUCCGGUCCCCUUGUGGUGCGUCUACAAAGUACACACAAGAGAGAAAGAUCCAACAGUGGCUGCCAAAAAAAACUGAUCAUCACAUCCAGUACUCAGUCUCUGAAAGUUUCCAAAAGGCCACCUUCAAAAUACUCCCCUAAAGCUGAAGAGAAUGGUGAACACACUGAAGAAACCGCAGAGGAGGAACCAGAUGUCAAAUGUGUAAAACCAAAGACAACAAAGGCAGGGUUUGCAUACCGAACACAUGAGGAGGCUUUGCAGAUGUGCCAAGACCGCUGUUUAUCAGAGGCUUAUCCAUGCAUGGUACAGAGCUGCAAUUCUGUGGUGUCUAGCAAGCGGAGCCUGCACCGGCAUUACUUAAAGUGUCACAAAAUGCUCCAUGCCAAGCUGAGCAAAAAUAAAGACACAUUAUUUUAUACUGCUGAGCAACUAGAAGAACUGAUACAAAAGAAAUCUACGGUGUCUGCUUUGCCAGAUUCAGACAGGGCUCCUAACGGGGUCCUCAAAAUGGAGUAUCAAGCCAAGAACUCUGGGGCGCCACAUCAUCCCAUGAGCCUCCAUUCUAUCAAAACCGAACAAGUGAAUCAAGAGGCAUCUCCCUCAAGGGAUCCACCUCCAGAUUGCAGCAUAAUUAUCGGUGCAGAUGAUGUGCUUUACGGGGAGUCUAAUGGCCAUGCGGAGAAGCUUGUUGACGGCGAGAGCCAAACUCAGGAGGAGCGAACAAAAACAGAGUCCCCAGCCCCUCCUCUUGUGCCCCCUCCACCUCUUGACCUUUCUCCACCAUCUACCCUCAGAAUAAAUGUCACCAAUGCUUCCCUGGAUUCUUUAAACAGAGAGAGCAAGGCUGUUAGUGUUCCUGCUACCAUCUAUAUACACACAAAUUCUUCUUUGACACGUCAUCCUCUGAGGGGAAAAAAUUCCGAACUCACUGAGCCGUUGCCUUCCGCACCUCAUCCACUGUCUCAAAAAGAUGGCAUAGUACCCAGUCUAGCUCAAAGACCAUUUGACAUGGCGGCUUAUAAGCCAUUGGGGUUCGAGUCCUCCUUUUUGAAAUUCAUACAGGAGAAGGAAGAGAACUCUCAGUUCGACCCCCUGCGGACGGUGGCAGUCUUGAACCCCUGCUAUAAAUCCGAUGCCCCUUGCCGACACGGUUCCUUUCGGCACAGCUAUUCCGUCAAGGAGAACAACUUGAGACGAUCCAGUAUCAGUCACACUCGGAUGUCGCACUUGUCCCCCCUCAAGUCCUUGCUUUCCACAGAAGAAUGUAGUUCUAUCCAAAACCUGCGUUUUAUCUUGGAAAGAGCCUUAAUGGGCUGUGGUGACCAGGCGAUAAAGCAGCUUCAGUUCCUCAAACCUGUGGUAGUCCUGGAAAGACCCAAGUCAUCUGCUCCCCUGCUUGAUCUUCUGCCCUCUGAAACACAAGCAUAAACUGUUCAAACUGCUACUUAGGACUGUGUAGAGAUUUCACCUCAUGUUUUUGUUUCCUUUUUGUUUUUGGUGAUCCAAAAUACUUCCACCAGUAUUUUUUCAGUAUCAUUAUUACAACUUGGUUAUUUGCCAAAACUGCCAAGGUGAUGUACCUUGAUUUGCUUACCAGUCACAUGUUUAUAUGUGUCAGAAAGAGCAAAUAAAAAAAAAAAAACCUGGGAAUUAAA
This is a messenger RNA of Hemibagrus wyckioides, 5831 nucleotides long. It is a transcript of the gene rlf, whose product is annotated as RLF zinc finger. The coding region runs from base 1 to 5604 and encodes 1867 amino acids. Gene Ontology annotation, molecular function: DNA-binding transcription factor activity, RNA polymerase II-specific; DNA binding. Lineage: Eukaryota; Metazoa; Chordata; Actinopteri; Siluriformes; Bagridae. Gene Ontology annotation, biological process: regulation of transcription by RNA polymerase II. The record is from RefSeq and is a predicted model, not a curated record. Gene Ontology annotation, cellular component: nucleus. The transcript has 8 exons.